Messenger RNA from Triticum dicoccoides, 869 nucleotides. Its product is annotated as pectinesterase 1-like. The coding region runs from base 1 to 675 and encodes 224 amino acids. The transcript has a single exon. Gene Ontology annotation, biological process: cell wall modification. Lineage: Eukaryota; Viridiplantae; Streptophyta; Magnoliopsida; Poales; Poaceae. The record is from RefSeq and is a predicted model, not a curated record. Gene Ontology annotation, molecular function: pectinesterase activity.
AUGGGCUCGGGCUUCAUAGCCAAGGGCCUGACCAUCAUCAACGACGCCGGGCCGCGCAAGGGCCAGGCGGUGGCGCUGCGGGUCGGCGGCGACCUCUCCGUCGUGUACCAGUGCGACAUCGAGGCAUACCAGGACACCCUCCACACGCACUCCAAUCGCCAGUUCUACACCGAGGACAGCAUCUCCGGCACGGUGGACUUCAUCUUCGGCAACUCCGCGGUGGUCAUCCAAAACUGUGACAUCCGUCCCAGGAAGCACCCGUUCGGCCAGAAGGACAUGAUCACCGCCCAGGGCCGGACCGACCGGAACCAGAACACCGGCAUCUCCAUCCACAAGUGUCGGAUCGCCGCCGCCUCGGACCUAGGCGACACAAAGGUGUACCUGGGUCGUCCAUGGAAGAAGUACUCGCGGACCGUCGUGAUGGAGAGCUCUCUCGACCGUUCGAUCGCCGCAGCCGGGUGGCUGGAGUGGUCGGGCCAGUUCGCGCUCAACACGUUGUACUACGGGGAGUAUGGGAACGCUGGGCCUGGCGCGGGGACAAGCGGGCGGGUGAAGUGGGCCGGAGUGCACACGUCUCUGUCCACGGUGGACGCCACACGGUUCACGGUGAGGGAUUUUAUCUUGGGAGACUCGUGGUUGGGUUACACUGGAGUGAGCUACACUUCCGGGCUAUGAAUAAGAUGGUGUCAUGUUGUUUGUGCUCUGCCUGAUUAACUUGGAACAUGGAACCAGAUCACAUGAUGUAAGGAUUGGUAACAAUAAGGUGUAAGCUGGUGAGCUGCUAUGCUGCCAUAGCUACCUGCUAAUCUAUGAGCUGCCAAGCUAUUGUUUUGCAUGUCCCAUACUGAAAUAAACAAUGAUGAAUCUUU